Podarcis raffonei (Aeolian wall lizard) is the source of this 5842-nucleotide messenger RNA. RefSeq names its product transmembrane protein 187 (gene TMEM187). The coding region runs from base 4753 to 5712 and encodes 319 amino acids. Lineage: Eukaryota; Metazoa; Chordata; Lepidosauria; Squamata; Lacertidae. Gene Ontology annotation, cellular component: transport vesicle. The record is from RefSeq and is a predicted model, not a curated record. The transcript has 2 exons.
CAUUUCUCACAGGUAGAUCUUAGCUCUUGUCCCACACAGAAAGAGGUGAACCCUCCCAGCUGUUACCUGGGAGCUUCUGUUUCUUCUCCCAGCCUCCCAUCUUGGGAAAUCUUCCUUUCCCUGCACACAGGGUCCUUCACCAACCACCCAUCACCUCCACCUGUGUGCAGUCCCCUCAUUAACCCAGAUCAGAGAACAUAAAAAAACAAAACUGUUCAGCUGUUUCUCCUUCUGCUAGGCAAUGUUUUUCCAGUUUUCAAGUCCAGGUAUUGCAAGCUCAUUCAUUUUCCCUUCCACACAAAAAGUCUAAAAGAGGUUUUCCAAUUACUAUUAUCGGUAAAAGUCAACAAUAUUGUUUCCCCAAUCCAACAUAACGACUUUACAUCCAAUAUUGAGAAACAAUAAAUUCUUGAUUUUUAUUCCCCCAGAAGUCUCUUCUCUGCAUUCAUAUAUUGAGACAGUAAUCCAUAGUUAUUUACUUACUGUAUAUUCCCCAAUUCACACCCAGAUCCAUAUCUUCCAAUCCCAUUUCCUGUUGGCUUAGGUUUUCCAUCUUCUUUUUUAAUGGCUUCCAUUUCCUCUUCUUCCAUUCUUUUUUCCAAAAGUGUUGCCAGAGGCUUAGGAGCUUUCCCCUCUUAAUUUCACUCCAAAUUAUAUGCAGAGUCUUUUCUUUCUCAUCAAUGUCUCUUCCAGCUCUGGGUAUUUCUUAAUAUCUCUGUCCAUGGUUUCAUUCUACUCCUCCAACAUCAUAACUUCAUCAUUUGGCUGUUUCACUCAUCCAGGCACCUGUGUGGAGGUCCUCUCCAUUUCAUCAUCUACUACCUCCAGCUUUGCCAUUCCAUUCUCCUGUUCUGGCAAUCCUCCAUCAGUAUUUCCCCCCAAAACACUCUGUGGCUUCUUCAGCCUCAGCUUUGUCCAUUCCAUUUUUAUUCACCAUUUUAUGCAUCUCCGCUCUGAGCUCUUUCAAUUGCUCAUUCAGUAGUUGCUGCAUGAAACCAACAGUGGAGUUUUUUUUCAGUAUUUCAUCAUACUGAGUGCUUUCUCUAAGAUCCACACAGUCCUUGCUUAUCAGAAAUACAUUUCUAGCAUUCCUCUCUCACAGCAACACAUGAUUAUAACAUGUAGUUUCAUGUUAUAAUCAGCACAUUCACCAGUGAAGUGGAGGACUAAAAAUAGAACAAAAUUAAAUGAAAAUUCCUGAAACUUGGAUCGCCUCUUAGCUGUUUAGAAUCUUUCUUAGAUAUGUAUGAUUAAACCAUAAUUUUUGUUUUGUUUUCAUCCCCUUAGUGCCAUCUCAUCUUAAGACAGCAGUUGGGUCAUAUUUCAGAUGUACAUUUUAACUGGCAGAGAGAUAGUCUCAGUGAUAAUUUAUAGCAGAUUCAGAAUUAAUUGAAGAAAGAGAGGUUUAGUCAAUCUUUGCCCUAAGGAUUGACCCUUAGGGCUAUUAUGCGGUGUUUGGGCAAGAUUACGGUUCUUCUGUUCUCAGUCACUCACCCCAUCUGAGUCUCUUGAAAGUUUCUUUGUCCCUCAGUGAGAAAGCAGCCUUUUCAGAGCACUGGAAGUUAAUCCCUGUUGUGUCUAUUCUUCGGAGAUAAUUCAAUAACCUAGAUUUAUGGCUUGGCUGUCAUCAGUCACUACGUAACUAUCUCUGUCAAUGGAGUUUCAACAGGAUACAUUUAAUCCACCAUGGUUCCUCCCCAGAAGUCCACUAAUUAAAUAAAUUUCAAGAGGGACAAAUGCAAGGUUCUACACUUAGGUAGGAAGAAGCUGCUGCACCAAUAUAAGAUGGGGGACACCUGGCUUGUCAGUAGUACAUGUGAAAGGGAUCUAGGGGUCUUAGUGGACCACAAGCUGAACAUGAGUCAACAAUGUGAUGCAACAGCAAAAAAAGUCUAGUGUCCCGAUCAAGGGAAGUAAUAGUCCUCCUCUAUUCUGCCUUCAGACCACACCUGGAUGCCACAAUUUAAGAAGGAUAUUGACAAGUUGGAAUGUGUGCAGAUGAGGGCGACCAAGAUGAUCAAGGGUCUGGAAACCAAGCCUUAUGAGAAAUGGUUGAAAGAGCUGGGUAGGUUUAACCUGGCAAAUAGGAGAUAUGGUAGGCAUCUUCAAAUAUCUCAAGAGCUGUCACAUGGAAGAUGGAGCAAGCUUGUUUUUACCUGCUCUGGAGGGUACAACAUGAACCAAUGGAUUCAAGUUACAAGAAAGGAGAUUCCAACUACUGGUAAAUAUCAGGAAGAACUUUCUGUAAGAGCUGUUCAACAAUGGAACAGCCUCCUUCAAGAGGUUGUGCACUGCUCUAUGCUACUCAUUUCAGUGGGGAUUGCAGAAGACACUUUCUAGGUUGAUCUUUCCACUUGCUGGGAGGGGAGCAAGUGUUAAUUGGAAUUUUCUUAAAUGUCAUGGGCCAGUCCCUUGAAUUAUUUUUUAUAGCAGGGAUGGGGAGCCUGCAACUUUCCAGGCAUUGCUGGACUACAACUCCCAUCAUCUUUGAGUGAUGGCCAUGCUAUCUGGGGUGAUGGAAGUUGGGGUCCAAGAGGAUCUGGGGGGCUACAGAGUCCCCAUUCUAUUUUAUAGGGAAAGUGAAAUCAUUUUCAACAAAGUUGAAAAAACCUGGAGCUUAUACCCGGCUCACUAGUGGAAGCCAGCGCAAUAACAUCUGCUAAUGCAAGUAGACUUUCCCGGCCUCCCACAGAUCUGCUCUGGAGGGUCAAGAGAACCCCCAGAAGAGCGAGCCGGGGAGGAGAGGGGGAUUAUUCCAUCUGACAAACAGAAAUGCUUGCACUGACAAAACAAUUAUAAUAGCACAACCCUAAAGUCCCCCAACAGUCUUUCAUUUUUAAAGUAAACAUUCAAGAUGUUUGGGGCUGAAUAAUGAACAUGAAUCAGAAAGUCACAAAUGUCUGUAUGUUACCAUCCUUGGGAUGUUAUACACAUGUAGUAUUUUAUUCAUAUUUGUCAUGGUGUGAACACACUUUUGUCGUGUGCUCCACACACAGUGCAAUACUUUCCAGUUCUAUUGCAUCCCUUUCACGCAAGGUGCCCCUCCCCCGAAAGCGCAUUGACAAUGGUUUUGUGGUGCAUGGGCUUGACUUCUGCAGCCAAACGACACCUUUCAAAAUAUAUAACUUGUGAACAACAUGCUUUUCUAAUUAGCAACAAAGAUAUGUCUAACAAAAGCAUGGGGAAAGUUGUGACUACAGUGGUACCUCAGGUUGCAGACGCUUCAGGUUACAGACUUCGCUAACCCAGAAAUAGUACCUCGGGUUAAGAACUUUGCUUCAGGAUGAGAACAGAAAUCGCGCACCAGCAGUGGGAGGCCCCAUUAACUAAAGUGGUACAUCAGGUUAAGAAUGGACCUCCAGAACAAAUUCUUAACUCGAGGUUCCACUGCAUUCCAAUACUCCAGAGCUGGUUGAGAUGUAGAUUUAAUGGGGGGAAAGGCUGGCUAUCUUAAAACUAGGGCUGGUGAGAAACAGAUUUUGGUGAUAUUUUGGACAUGUUCAUCGGUUAAAAGAGUCAUGACAGAUGUUGAAGAAUAUGUUAUAAUAGUUUUAAGAUCAUCAUCUUAUAGAUGUAACUAUGUCCCAUUUAGUUGCAUAGGGCUUACUUCCAGGAAACUGGGUACAGGAUUUCAGCCAGAGUCUGAUGCUUCUUGUUUUCCCUUCCCUUUUUGUUAAUGAUGAAUUAAAAUAUGAAUAUAUUUGUUUAAAAGACUUAAAAAUUCAUUCCUUCUCUCAUUUAAAGCACCCUUUAAACUGCACAUUUAAAGGGACAUGUCCUAAACUAAGAGAGCCAGUGUGUCACACAUUGGGGCUAGAAAGACUCUAGUUCAGAGGUUUCCAAACUGUUACCCGCAAGCUUCAUUCAGGUGGUCCACUGCAUGUCUCUAGAUUUGUGACUGAAAAUGGAAGACCACACAUCCAUUGUGUUAAAUAUUCAUAAUGAGUUUAAAUUGCAUUUUUAUUGCUUUUAUUUCUUAUUUUAUUGCACUACAAUUUGACUUCUGUGGAAUAGAAUAAAUAGAACACUGUACUUAAGAAGUAAAAGAAGCAAUGAAAACAGAAUUAAAAACCAUGCAGCAUCUAGCAAAGCGCAUUACAGUUGCUACAGAAAAAUCAUUAAGACCCUCAGCAGUUUUUAAGAGGUCCAGGGGAGAAAAUGUUAGGGAUCCACUUGCCCUGGUUCAAAUUGCUGCUCUCAGCCCUGAAGCUGCCUGGGCGACUCUAGGCCAGCCACCUUCUUCCUGUACCUAACCUGCUUCAUGGGGCUGUUGCAAAGAUAAAAUGCAAACUGCCUUUAGCUUCUUAGCGGAAAGGUAAGCUAUAAAUAUAAUAAAUAGCAUUCCUCAUUAAUACUGCCCUCAUAUCCAAAGAAACUUGAUAACCAAACACUUCCUGAAUGAUAUUUAGACUCGGUACUUCUUGUGUGGUGGGUUGUUUUGUUUUGUAUUAUGUCGUUUUUGAAGAACUGACACAGGUGCUGUAGAGGUUCUUUUAAAGGCGCUGGGAGCAAUGCCUCUGCAGUAAAGAUCCAGCUACAGGAUGUCUUGCAGGCCUAACCCAAGGGACCACCUAGAGGCUGGCAGCUGCUGUCCCCAUGGUUACAAAACACAAGACCUUGGGAAGGAAGCAACCUUACCCCCGCUGUGCCGUGAUGUCACCAGCAGCCAAUCCUGCCGCUGCAGCUGUUUCAUAACCACAUUCACUGGAAGGAGCGUGACUGGAGCGGCUGCCAAGGAAACCGACAGGGCCUAUGCAUGGGAAGGAGAAUCAAAGUCCACACUGGGAUAGGAAAACACCAGGCUCAGAAGCCUGCCUCGCACCACCUGUGAAUUGCAUUUCGGAGGCUUUUGCCAAAGCAAGCAACAUGUUACAGCAGAACAGUUGCUGCAGGAGCAGUUCGGCCGUCAUUCAGGAAGAGCCCUCCAGAACUUCGGAAAGGACUGUGAGGAAACCAGGAGGCAGAGAACCACUCUUGCUGGUGUCUGGAGGUCUCCUGCUGUGUGUGGGACUUGUGGCUUCAGGAGCCUUUGACGGUGUUCACACGGAAGUUGGGUACGAGUACUAUGCUGAACCAACUGUGUCAGGAUUGCCUCCCGUACUUGCUAUGCCUGCCAAUUGUUUAGUCAACUUGGCCUACAUCUUUCUGGGCUGGCACUGGCUGCCUUCAGGUGACGAGAGAGGUCAGGCAUGCUACCUCCAGGAGGUCUUUGCCCUUAUGGCGCUUGCAUAUGGGCCUGUACAAUGGGUGCGACUCUGGACACAGCAUCACUGGGCAGCUGUCUUAGAUCAGUGGUUGACUUUGCCAAUUUUUGCUUGGGGUGUUGUCUGGUGUCACUUUCUGGAGCACGGGUGGCAACCAGGCACUUUCCUGGCCAUGGAAGCAGCUUCACUGACGAGUUAUGUUCUGGCAUUGCUUCACCCCCAAGGCUUUGAGCUGGCAUUGAGUGGACAUAUAUUUAUAAUUGUUUGGAGAGCACUGAAGGCGCAGAGACAUUUGGGUAAUGCCCGGUCGGCUUGGAUCCUGGUGCUAGGAUUGGUCUCUUGCCUGGGCUUUGUAAGCCUCAAGCUGUGGGACCAGGAGCUGGCACAAUGGGCACCUUUCCGCCGGCUUACUGGUCACUUUUGGUCCAAGAUCUGCGAUGUGCUGCAGUUCCAUUUUGCCUUCUGCUUUUUUACCCAGCUGAGCAGGCGCCAGCUCUGGUCUCAGUGAAUUAGUCCACAAUCGUCACAUGCCACUUUUUUUAUAAACAUAACAAUCAAAGUACAUAACAUUAGCCAUGGCUGCAAUGGCAGAGGGGUUUUAAAUUGCUGGAUCUGAAAUAAAAAGCUGCACACAGAAA